AUGACGGCCGUCGCAACCGCCCCCGUGAUGAGCAACCACGAGAACGGUUCCGACCACAGUCCCUCGCGCUUCACUGCGGUAAAUGGAAGGGAAUCAGCAUCGGGUCCAUCGUCGUCAAAACCUCCCGGGAACAGUGAUCAAGAUUCAUCGUCCGGCCCGAGAGAACCAAGCCUGGGACUGGGACACUCGAACUCGGCUGAGCGCCAGGACCACGAUCGCGGCAGCGGCAAUUUUCGCCCAUCACCAUCACCCAACCCCAACUCCAAUCACCACAAGCGAAAGCGAUCUGAAUCCAGGGAGCUGCAAGAUCAUUCCCCACGCGAUCUGACGGGCUUCAACCGUGGCCCUUUAGAUCGUCCCGUCGAUGUCGACGGCCCGCCCGCUUCCAAUGGAGCGGGGUCAGUGUCCGGCUCGGGCUCGGGCUCAAUCUCAGAGUUCGAAACAUCCCAUCAUGGACCUGCAUCGGCCCAUCGAUCCGACACCAAUGAUGCACCGUCCUCCACGGGGCCGUGGCCCGAUUAUGAUUCCCAGUUGAUCAGUCAGGCACAACGCGCCCAGCAGUUCGAUCCGUCCGAUGCUCAUCUGGCGGAUGCCCUGCAACGUGAAGCACAAGGUCAAGAACGGGACUUAGGCACUCGCCUCCUCCCGUCAUCAUCGAUUGGACCACCAACUUCUUCGACAUAUCCAUCGGACCGCUCACCGGCUGCCGUCCAGGUGGCACCAAAGAGGAAGCGCGUCUUCAGCAAUCGAACCAAGACUGGCUGUAUGACAUGUCGUCGGCGGAAAAAGAAAUGUGAUGAACAACACCCUGCCUGCAACAAUUGCAUUCGUGGAGGCUUUCUAUGUGAAGGUUACACGUCGCGGAGUAUGUGGCAGAAGCCUUCCAGUGCCAAAGGACCCGUUCCAUUGCAGUCUAAAGAUGGCUACGCGGAGGUUGGUGGUCAGUAUCUACCAGAAACUCCCCAACCUCACGAGCGGCCGGCGGGAAUGGUCGAACACGCACACGCGGAACGCAAGAUGCGACCUGCGGUGGUCGAUGAGGGGAGCGCCCAGCCCGCUUACGUCCCCGAGCACAUCCCAAAGCCAGAUUAUCGAGAAGUUCCACCCGUUCACGAAAUGCCACCUCGAGAAGGCCCCCCGAAACCAGACUACGCGGUCGUACCCCCAAUUCGCGAAGUUCCGCCAGGCCCUCAUCCCAAAGCCAGCAUGCCUCUAUUCCAAGGCGGGGGAGUCGAGCAACAACAACAACGGCCAUCCCUCCCGCCCACAGCGCCAAUGGAUACAAACAGCCCGCAAGCACAAGCCCGAAUGGCACUGAGCAUCGAGCAUCAAAUUUCCGGCCGCGCGGUUUCCGGAGAAGAGACCGAAAAAGAGAAAAUGAUCCGAGGAGAACUUUACCGUCCUUUCGACGUGCAAUUAGUCGAAGAGCGCGAUCGAUGCCGCCGCGCGUUGUGGCGAUUCAAUAACGCCUGCAACCCCGUCCACGGCCUGAGUUCGAAAGAGCAAAAUCGCCUCCUGAAGGAGAUUCUCGUUCCGCCUUCUGAUUCCGUCACCAACUCGCCGUCGGGCAUGUCUGGUGCGCCUCGCUCCAUUGGCUCGAUCGGUCAAGGUGCCGUCGUUGAGAGUUCGUUUACGUGCAACUACGGGUAUAAUAUCCACAUCGGUGAAGAUGUGAUGAUAUCCCAAGGUUGUUUAUUUGUUGAUGACUGCAUUAUCAAUAUCGGGGCUCAUACCUGGAUCGGGCCCAAUGUUACUUUGCUCAGUUCUAUGGCUCAUUCUAGUAUGCAGGAGCGCAAGGGAUCGCAGAGUCGAUACCAGGGGAGACCGGUUACUAUUGAAGAGGAUUGCUAUCUUGGUGCUGGUUGUACGAUUUAUCCUGGCGUGCACCUGGGUCGUGGGGCUUAUAUUGCGCCUGGAGAGGUGGUGAAGACUCAUAUUGUUGCUUAUGGCUUCCAGGGGUUUAAGCCUAGCUAUAUGUGA
This is a messenger RNA of Penicillium waksmanii, 1980 nucleotides long. RefSeq lists its product as uncharacterized. The transcript has 3 exons. Gene Ontology annotation, biological process: regulation of DNA-templated transcription. The record is from RefSeq and is a predicted model, not a curated record. Gene Ontology annotation, molecular function: zinc ion binding; DNA-binding transcription factor activity, RNA polymerase II-specific; acetyltransferase activity. Lineage: Eukaryota; Fungi; Ascomycota; Eurotiomycetes; Eurotiales; Aspergillaceae. The coding region runs from base 1 to 1980 and encodes 659 amino acids.